This is a messenger RNA of Spodoptera litura, 1518 nucleotides long. RefSeq names its product regucalcin. Lineage: Eukaryota; Metazoa; Arthropoda; Insecta; Lepidoptera; Noctuidae. The record is from RefSeq and is a predicted model, not a curated record. Gene Ontology annotation, molecular function: calcium ion binding; gluconolactonase activity. Gene Ontology annotation, biological process: L-ascorbic acid biosynthetic process.
UUACCAACUUAUACUUAUUGCAAAUUUAAAUGAGUUGUUUUCGAGGACACAAAAACAAAUGCAUAAUAUAGUCUCAUAGUUCAAAAUUCUUAUCGUGACACGAGGAAAACAGCAUAGAUGUUUUAUUGUGACCUAGUACGCAGUCUAUGACGGAUAGAAGAGUUCUUUCAUAGAGGGCAGACCUCUAAAUGAGUGCAUCUUAACAGACGUUGUACCUAAGGGGGACAAUCGGUUGACCUUGUAGUAACAAGUGCUUGUUAUCGUGUGUAGUAUCAAUAAGCCAGUUGUUUGAGUUGGUAGCGAGCCUACUGCGACGGAAACGCACAGUUAGUAAUCAUAACGUUCACGUUUGUGAAGAUUUAGAUAUAAUUGUUUGUCAAUUGCAACCGGCGUUAUUUGCCGAGAGACUCCCGCGGUGCAAGAUGUCGGUAAAAGUGCAGAAGAUCACGGAGCCCCUGCUGCUGGGCGAGGGUCCGCACUGGGACGAGCAGCAGCAGGCGCUGUUCUUCGUCAGUAUACAGGAGCACACCAUACACAAGUACGUACCCGCCACUGGAGUGCACACCAAGACCAAACUUGGCGGUCGUGUCGGCUUCAUAGUGCCGGUAGAAGGCACCAGUGACCAGUUCCUAGUGGGUGUGGAGCGCAAGUUCCAGGUGAUCAGUUGGGAUGGAGCUGAUGGAAGCCCAGCCACCGUGGUCAAGGAGCUCGAAGAGGUGGACCGUGAUAUACCUACCAAUAGGAUCAACGAUGGCAAGGCUGAUCCCAGGGGCCGAGUGUUUGCAGGAACAAUGGGCCAUGAAAGUCCUCUAGGCAACGUCGCUCUGAACAAAGGCAACCUGUUCCGGCUGGAUGGAGGGAAGGUGACGAAGGUGGUCAACCAGGUCAGCAUCUCCAACGGCCUGGCCUGGGACGUCCGGGAGAAGGCCAUGUACUACACGGACUCACUCGAGAAGAAUAUCAGGAGAUACGAUUAUAAUGUGGACACUGGAGAAAUUUCCAACGUCAAGUACAUCUUCGACUUCGAAAAGAACAAGAUAGAAGGGGUUCCAGAUGGCACCACUAUCGACACUGACGGUAACCUCUGGGUUGCUGUGUUCGAAGGCUCCUGCAUCCUCAAAAUUAAUCCCAAAACUGGAGAACUGCUGCAGAAGGUCCCCAUACCAGCGUCACAAGUGACCUCGGCCACAUUUGGAGGUCCGAACUACGACAUUAUGUUUGUAACGACCGCAAGCCUGAACAUUCGUGAAGCCCAGGAUCCGCCUUGUGGAUCCACGUUCAUGGUCACCGGACUGGGGGUCAAGGGAUACCCCAAUGUUAAUUUUAAGCUUUAAUUAUUCAUAUAAUCAUUGAUAAUUUAGUUAAAUAUUUAAUUAUAUAAACCUAUUUACAAUUUUACAAGCUUAUCUAAAUGUUAAUAACGUAUUGUUUAAAUUGAAUUAAAAAAAUUAUGAUAAAACAAAAUGACAAGGAGACCACUAUUAGACUGAUAUGUUUAUUAUUAUAAUACGUAAUCUA